Molecule: messenger RNA, 3401 nt
Organism: Phyllotreta striolata
Lineage: Eukaryota; Metazoa; Arthropoda; Insecta; Coleoptera; Chrysomelidae
Source: the annotation of a GenBank genome assembly
CGAAAAACCCGCGAUCGGACAAGGUCUCUUCUCGGCGGGCCGCCGUCGCCGCGGCAACGCCUCGGAGUCGCCGCGCCGUUCGCACGGGGAAGCCGCGCGGCGGCCGCGACUCCUUCGACGUGCUGCGAGCCGCGGUCGCCAGUCGUUUUUGCACCGAGGCGCCCGUGCAGUCGGUACGAUUCUCGAGCACCGCGGAACGCCGGAGAGUCCGGAAGUAUACGCGGCCCCGUUUGGCUAUUUUAGAGUGUUUCGACGAGACAUUGAGAAUCUUCAGGCGGCGCCGAACCGAUAGGCGAAGCCUAAACAUCCACCACAAAGGAAUUCCUAUCGUUUCGCCCGGAGAAAAAGACGGAUUGCCAAGUAGAAAAAUAUCCUUUUUACCGAUUUUCGCCGGCCGCUCGAUAAAUGACAAACGAUUUUCAUCAUCCACAUGGCAGCCCUUCAGCACGUGAAUCUAUGGCAAGACGGUUGCGGAACCCUCAAACAAAGACCCCCAAAAAUUGGAGAUAUUCCCAGGCACGCGGCGGUGGAGGUCGACCUGAAACCGGCCGAACCGAGCGCCCAGCAGCCCUUCCCGGUCUCCUACCAGCCGCUCUACGAUGGUGAGCGAAUGAGAUCGGAGACCAAGCGGCCCGACGAUGACCAGCGCGCCCGUUCGCCGGGCGCCAAGGCCGCCGGCGACCGCCAGCGGGCGCCGCUAGCCGCCCAACGGCCACCCCAACCUGUGAUAACUAAUAACUUAGUGCCUUCCCACGUCGAUGCAUUGCCCGAGGGCGAUUCCAGCGCGACGACGGUCCAAACUAAACUUUUGGGUGGUUCGGGUAAUUUACUUUCGAAUUCGCCCUACGGUAGUCCGACGAACAGCCCUAGAAGUAGCAGGAAAAGACAACCUUUGAGGGAAUCCCGGCGAGUGAGCAUAGAGAAGUCUGGGAUGUACCUUCAGCUCAACCAGUACAGACUAUUAGACAGCAUAGGGCAGGGUUCUUACGGCAUAGUUAAAUUGGCUUAUAACGAAGAAGACGACACGCAUUACGCGAUGAAGAUCCUGUCGAAGAAGAAGCUGCUCAAGAAGGCCGGAAUGUUCGGCCGGUUGCCGCCGGCGCGGAAGGACUCCCGCUCGAACUCCUCGCCCGUCAACCAUCCGUUCCAGAAAGUCUACCGCGAGAUCGCCAUACUGAAGAAACUCGACCAUCCCAACGUGGUGAAACUAGUGGAAGUGCUCGACGACCCCGUCGAAGACCACCUCUACCUGGUGUUCGAGCUCCUCGAAGGCGGCCAGGUGCUCGAAGUCCCCACCGACACGCCGCUGGACGAGCACACCGCCUGGACCUACUUCCGGGACGUCGUCCUCGGCAUCGAGUACCUUCACUACCAGCGGAUCAUCCAUCGCGACAUCAAGCCGGCGAACCUGCUGCUGAGCGACGCCGGUCGCGUGCAGAUCGCCGACCUGGGGGUGUGCAACGAGUUCCACGGCGCCGACGCUUUCCUCUCCACGACGGCGGGCACGCCCGCCUUCACGGCGCCCGAGGCGCUCAGCGAGAAAAACGAAGCCGGAUUUAGCGGGAAGUGCACGGAUAUUUGGUCGAUGGGGAUCACUCUCUACGCGUUCCUCUACGGCAGGGUGCCGUUCUACGACGACAACAUCGUCGGUUUGUAUUCGAAAAUCAAAAGUCAGCCAGUCGUCUUUCCAGACACACCUUCCAUUAGCGACAAUCUCAAGGACCUCAUCAAGAAGAUGCUGCUGAAGGAGCCUUCGCAACGGCUCACCUUGCCGGAAAUAAAGGUGCACCCGUGGGUGACCCGUCGCGGGCAAUGCCCUCUUCCGUCGGAAGAAGAAAAUUGCCAUUUGGUCGAAGUCACCGAAGAGGAAGUGGCCAAAGUCAUCACUUCGAUACCGAAGCUCGACACUUUGAUUUUGAUCAAGCACAUGCUCAAAAAACACUCCUUUCAGAACCCGUUCCUGCACCGCCGCGACACGACGGUGGUGCCGGCGGUGUCGCACUCGAGCUCGGUGUCGACGCCGGCGCGGCGGCACAUCGGCCAGUCGGGCCGGUCGAACUCGGCGCCGGGCAGCUACGACUGGCACCACGCCAAGCAGCUGAGCGUCGAGACGAGCCUGGAGCGCGUCGAGGAGAUCAUCAACGGCGACGAGGGAUCGGCGAACGGCGACAGGCCGGAGGAGAGGCGGUGAUAGAGGCGGUGCUCCUGGUCUCGUUCGCUGGAGGCUUGCUUCAGCGAGUGCUGCUUCCAAUAGUCUGUCGUUCAAGAGUAUAGACGGGUUGUUGGGAGGAUGCUUGGUGAAUGUUUGGGGGUGUAAAUGUUUGCUGUUGUACCCCUGAUAUCGGCAAACGAGGCCAGUGCAGAGCGGGUAGUAAUCGGAUGAAUCUUAUGUUUGAACGUAAUUUUUUUGUCUGUGAUUUAUACAAUUAAUAUGAUUUUUUUAUGAAUCUCAUAGAUGAUGAAAAGUAGUGUGUGAAACAUGAUGUUUUUUACGCAGAUUAUUCUCCUAAUAUUUUUGUAUGAUGUUUAUAGAACGAUGAUGCCGCGGUGUAUUGAAAUAUCGCUAAGUUGUUCGUUUUUAUUUCGAAAUAAAUAUUUUGUUUAUUUUUUAUUUAUUUUAAUUUUUUUACGGUACUUCCAUUAAUUAUCGUUUUCGAGAUCUAGGUAAACAUUUUUGAAGUGCAUUAGGAAAGGAUGUUUGCGAGGCAUUGCAUCAAAAAUAUGUGAAAAAUAUCAGCGUGCUUUCGUUAGAAAACUUUACAAUUUCUAAAUUAAAUUGUUGCGGGACCAUAGCAUUUGUGUAAAUAAGGUUUAUUUGAAGAGGUAGGCACUUUAUUUGAUUAUUUCAAUAUAAAAAUAUGUAUCUCUUCAAACGGAUUGUUAAAUCAAUGUACUGUUAUACACGAUAAAAACUUUGUGGUGUGUACAUGGUGUAUUUUGCUAUAAAAUUGUGUAUGCAUGUUAUCCUAUAGAAGAAUAUAGUUAAUUAUACAUAAUAAUAAAUUAGGCACAUUUUUUCGAACUAACUUCCUCAAAAUGUGUCUAAAAUAAACGAUUUUUCAUGCGAUAAUUGAAAUUUUCUCAUAUAAUACGCACAAUUAUUAACCACGCGUGUUUCUACUGUUAAACUCUGAAAAUUUCCAAUUAUCUCUGCAUAAAUUUUAACAUUAUUGAAAUUUGGCCUUCUUAUAAGAUAUUCCUAUUAAACUUUUAUCCAAUGCAUGACGAGAAACUUCCCCAUUUAACUGUAUAAUGGAAUUUUACACCUAUUAUAACGUAAAGAGCACCAAAUUUUUACAAUUUUGCACGUUAUUUACGUUAUUACAGUAGAUUUAAAGUAUCUAAACUGUUACAGAAAAAUGUUUUCUGGACUAUUUGAAUUAAAUUUUUUUAAAUACGAA